Molecule: messenger RNA, 2942 nt
Organism: Gambusia affinis (western mosquitofish)
Lineage: Eukaryota; Metazoa; Chordata; Actinopteri; Cyprinodontiformes; Poeciliidae
Gene: aspg
Product: asparaginase homolog (S. cerevisiae)
Exons: 18
Coding region: 45-2042 (665 amino acids)
Biological process (GO): amino acid metabolic process
Molecular function (GO): asparaginase activity; protein binding
Source: RefSeq, a predicted model, not a curated record
CUUCAACUGGCGGAUUUAAAGGGGCAGCGCCACUUUAAGGCAUCAUGGCGGAAUACAGUCGACCUAACACUCUCGGCCGGGCUCUGUCUCAGCCGACUCUUAUAGAAACAAACGAUGUUUCUCCACCUAACGUUCAGCUUCACCCAAGCCGAAGGAGAAAGCUGUCCAGCUGCAGCUCGGUGGAAAACCUCGACUGGGUGACUUCACCUUGCGGGAAUGAGUCUCGGGUCCUAGUGAUAAACACCGGGGGGACCAUCGGGAUGACGCUACAUGAUAAAGGUUAUGCCCCUACAGCCAAUACUCUUGUGGAGAGUCUGCGCAAGCUGCCCAUCCUACACGAUGAACUUUAUGCCCAUCAAACCUCCCUGUAUGAGUACUACAGAUUGGAGAACACGUUGGUUCUGCCAAAGCCAACGCCCCGGUCCGAUCUCCAGUUCCCUCGGCCAAGUAAAUUAAAUAAGAGGAUAAUCUACACAAUCCUGGAGUACAGUCCUCUGCUCGACUCCUCCAACAUGACCACAGAUGACUGGGGGCGCAUUGGAAAAGACAUUGAGAAAAACUAUGAAAACUUUGAUGGGUUUGUGAUUCUUCAUGGCACGGACACUAUGGCUUACACAGCCUCUGCUUUGUCCUUCAUGUGUGAGCAUUUGGGAAAACCAAUCGUUCUCACCGGCUCUCAGGUGCCGAUCUAUGAGUUGAGGAAUGAUGGCAGAGACAACUUGCUGGGAGCGCUGCUAAUCGCCGGCCAGUUUGUCAUUCCUGAGGUUUGCUUGUAUUUCUACAACAAGCUCUACAGAGGAAAUCGUGUUACUAAGGUGGACGCUGGCAGUUUCAAUGCGUUCACUUCGCCCAAUUUGCCUCCUUUAGCAACCGCGGAAGUGGAUUUUAAAAUUAACUGGGAUACUGUGUGGAGGGCAAACACCACGGCAAAGUUUCAAGUCAGAACGGAGCUGAACAGGAACGUGGGUCUGCUCAGGUUGUUCCCAGGAAUCACUGCAUUAACAGUCAAGGCUUUCCUGCAGCCGCCUAUGCAGGGCGUCGUCCUGGAGACCUACGGCAGUGGGAACGCACCCGAUAACCGCCCUGAUCUUCUGGAGGAGUUGAGUAAGGCCACCGACUCUGGUGUCAUCAUAGUUAACUGCACCCAAUGUCUGAGGGGGACAGUCUCAGCCUCAUAUGCCACUGGAAGGGUGUUGAUGGAUGCCGGUCUGUUAGCUGGAGGUGACAUGACCCCUGAGGCUGCCUUGUCAAAACUGUCCUACGUUCUGGCUAAGAAAGAGCUCACUCUAGAUGCUCAGAAAAAGAUGAUGGCUCAAAACCUGCGAGGUGAGAUGAGUGCCGACCUCGAAGGAGCCCAACUGUGUUUGAGCGACAGCAGGUUCAUCCAGGUCAUUGCCAAGUCUCUGAGCGUUAGCUGCAAAGAGGAACUGGAGGCCAUCCGUGAUGCCCUGACUCCUUCGCUGGCAUGUGCUGCUGCUAAAAUUGGGGACACAGAAGCUUUAGUAGCUCUUAAGGAAAUGGGCAGCGACUUACGUCUGGGCGACUUUGACGGUCGCACACCUCUGCAUGUCGCUGCUUGUGAGGGUCACCUCAGACUUGUGCAAUACCUGCUCAACCAGGGAGCCUCUGUCCAUGCCAAAGAUCGCUAUGGAGACACACCCCUAUGCAACGCCGUCCGCUUCAGGCACAAGGAAGUGGUGAGGCUGCUGAGGAGGACCGGUGCCCACUUCUCGAGAGAGCAUCUAGAGGAAGCAGGAAGUGAGCUGUGCAGCCUCGCUGCCAGUGGCGAUAAAGAGGGCCUUGAUAUCUGGAGAAUCGCUGGGGCAGAUCUGACCAGACCAGGCUAUGACGGGAAGAUGGCUAUUGAAGUGGCUCAAGCUGCAGGCAGGAUGGACAUGGUGGAGUUUUUAAACUCAUACGUGAACAGCAAAACCUUGCCCGUAUUUGAUGAACUAAAUGAAUAUGACGAAUAUAAUAUUGAUGAUGAUGAUGAGGAGAACGGCGCAGCGAUCGAGUUCACUGCCAAGCCAACGUUGUUGUGAGCCGACUCUACCUCCUGUCCACCUUUGUGUUUGUUGUUUGACCUCUUAAAUAUGAGCACAUAUCACCUAAUCCGUCCAAUGUGUGUAUAUCACCUCUGGUUUGAAUUCAUGCUGCCUCAAAAAGGAAGUACUACAUGUAUGGAGAUGUUUGUUGUAUAUCGUGUUACAAUGCCGAAUGUUCAAAUUUGUUACUUUUCUGCUCAAAGUAACCCCUAAAUUAGGGAAUUGGAGUGAGUCUCAUGUUACAAAAGUGUAAGCUGUGACGUUGGAAAAUAAUGUUACCUGAUUGUGAAGCUAAGUAUUUUUAAUGUUUCUGAUGGCAGUGUAAAAUCACUGAUUUUAUUUUUGUAGUUCUUUUAUUAGUCAAAUUGUAGAAAACAUAAUGUGGGAUUAUGAAAGCAAUAUUUUAUUGAAUGAAUGUUGUCUACAUCAGCCAAACAACUCUGAAAUGCAGCUUUUUUUCCCCCCACUUCCUGCUACUCUACAGGUGUAAUAGAAAAAACAAGCUGCAGUUACUCCUCAGGCUCAUCCAGCCUGUUUCUAGGCUAAUUGUCGAACUGGAAGCGUCGCAUAGCUUGCACCCUGAACCAGAAAGGGGAAGUCCAGACUAUUGUGUGAAGCAGUUUAAAAGGAAAACCAGUUUCUGUGUUACUUCAUGACUUUGUUUAAUGUCCUCAGCAAUAAAAUUAUUGUAUCUAUGGCUUUUCACAUCAUCCAGUGCUGCUCUAAUUUUUUAGAUUUUUUUUUUUAAUGCACUUUUGUUUUUUCACUUAUUUUAAUGGUCUGGAAUAUUCUCUUUCACCUCGUUGUAUUACAAAAGCAUUGUAAUGAGUUUUGUCUGAUGGUAACUUGUUACCUUGUUGGAAGAACAGCAGGAAUAAAACCUUUGAUGUAAAGAAA